Molecule: messenger RNA, 876 nt
Organism: Plasmodium adleri (nom. inval.)
Lineage: Eukaryota; Apicomplexa; Aconoidasida; Haemosporida; Plasmodiidae
Product: Plasmodium exported protein (PHISTa), unknown function
Exons: 2
Coding region: 1-876 (291 amino acids)
Source: RefSeq, a predicted model, not a curated record
AUGGCGAGAAAAAGAGGUUUUUCUGUUUUUCCCUUUUAUCGUUUUCAUGAAAACCAAAAAAGAAAAUUACAUUAUAUCUGUUUUAAAUUAGUUUGCUUAACUUUAUAUAUAAUUGGAUUUUACUAUGCUUUUCUGAAUAAUUCUUUAGAAAAUAAAUGUUUAGAAAUAGCUAAAAAUUGUAAUGUAUAUAAACGCAAUUUAGGUGAAGCACAAACAAAAAAUAAGGGACCAAAAUGGAAAAGAUAUUUAAAAUAUAAAAAAGAAGAUGUAAGCAAAACAAAAUACAAUACAAAUAAUAUUAAAAGUAAUGAACAAAGUGUAGAGGAAAAUAAAGAUUGUACUAAGAAUGAAAUCAAGAAAAAUAAUGUGGAAAAUAAAAGUAAUAGGUCUAUAAAUAAUAUAAAUUAUAAUGAUAUUUCAAAGACAUUGACAGAAAAGGAAUUUUUUGAUGUAUUAAAUUCAUUAGAAGAAUGUCCACCCAAAGAAGAUCUUAGAAAUAUAUGGACUCAUGCAGUUGGUAUUUCAAAAGAAGAUGUUGAUGAUAUACAGAAAGAGUUAAAGGUGUUAAUACAAAAAUACUUAGAUAACGAUAUUAAUGUGGGUAAUAUUAAUUGGGCUCUUGAUUCCUAUUUAUAUAAUGAUAUAUGGGAUCAAAAUAUUUCCAGAUUUUAUAAAACAUUAGCAACAGAAGAGAUUUUAUACACUAAUAAUUUUUUUAGUCUAAUUAAUGGUAAACAUACAGUUGAUGAUAUAUUGAAAUUUAUUUAUUCGUUUUUAGAACAUUUUAAAACAUUAAAAAAGGAAUUACACCAAAAACACCAAAAGGAACUUCUCGAAAGUAUUGCGAAAAACGUACAUUCAUUGAAAAAAAAAUAA